AGAAAGAGAUAGAGGGAGUGCAGUUGUGAAAAGGAAGAGAAAGAAGGAAAGAGUGCAGUAGAGAGUCCAACAAUAUUGGAGACUCUUGUUUGAAAGCGUGUAGCACUUGGUCUUACAAUACGCAGCUUCCCCCCCUCCUUUAUAUGAUUUCGUCAUAAGAAGCUGUUUGCCGACUUUGAUACUUGCUCAAUAUUUGCCACACGCACUGAUAUUAUUCCCACACUCACACACACACACGCACACACACACACACACAUUCACAUUCACACACACUCACUGCCGCUGAAGAUCAACUUGGUUUAAUUAUAACAGUAACAUAAGCAUAUAAUCACACACAAAACAAUAUAUAUUCACUCACAUAUAAACUCUCACAUUAAUUUACAUUAAAAAUAAUAUUUAAACGAUAAAAGCAAUACUCAAAAUACAAAUCUCGCGAUUUUAAUUGAACACACGCGCACACAGGUAUUCAUUAAAUGCACAUUUAUUUCAUUUAUCAAUCGAUAAACCAUUAUUCAACAAAAUCAAUCAACAGAGUAAGUGUUUGACGUGCAAACAGACAUAUCUGGAUACUAUUGUUUCAUUGCCCGAGUUGCCUUUUUUUUUCGCCGUCUGCCUAAGUGCCACUACACACCAUACAUAGUACGGCCUUUCCACACAUCACAGAAAAAGCCAAACCAUGAAAACGUUGGUCGGAAUUAUAGUUCUCUUAACAGUUUGUUAUAUUCCUCUGGUAUCUUGUACCUGCACAGAAGAGAUGGUGAUCAGUGCCAAUUCAAGUUGUGCAAGUAUUCUCGAUGAUAUGUUUGAUGAGGAAAGAAAGGGUCCUGGAUCUUACCCCAUAGUCUGUGCAUAUUUCAACGACUAUCUUAAAUGUAUGAAUCUCCUCAUAAGUGAAUGUGACAAAAAGUAUCUUUUUACCUACAAAAGCUUCAAGGAAUUUUACACACGUCCUCCUUAUAGAUGCCGAAUAACUCCUACAUACACUGGUGGAUGUCAACAUAUAGCAGUGUCUGGAUGGGUUCUUCUUUUCGGAUUCGCCUACUUUUUACUACUACAAAUUGCUUGAGAUUAGUGCAUAGAUAACAAUUUUCUACUAGUGUACACUACAAUAUUUGCGUGCCAUCUUUUUAGCCGCUUGGCCAGGAGUACGGAGACUGUGUAUUAAAUGCUAAAGGAAAAAGGAAAAAAAAAAAAAAAAAAAAAAAAAAAAAAAAAAACGAACAUCAUAAAGAAGACAACUAGACGGAGCAAAUUUUCCAUUUUUGCUUAGUCAGCAUAAUUUUUUCAUUUUUUUUUUUUUAAAACUUAUUGUUAUUUUUCUUACAGCACAGAGUAAUGGCAUUUAUAAAUUGUCCUUCUAGUUAUCAACAUUAAAAUUUUACUCUUUAAUAACAAUAUUGGAAAUAAAAGUAUUUGAAGAAAAUGGAAAACCUAAAACUUAAUUUGAAACUUUAAACUCUUAUGCCUCAAUUUAACUAAUAUAUUCAAAAUCCAAGCUAUAAUAAGCCUUAUUCUGAGCCUUAAGUCUAAUUGCCAUUAAGAUUUUCUUAACUUCUGUUAAGAUUCUGUUUUAAAUUUUAGAACCUUAAUAAAGAUGUAAGAAUAAUAAUUGAUAUAAAGCUAAACACUUUACUCUACAUUCUCUCAAAGUUUUAUGUCAGUUAAUCUAUUAAAUGUUUUCUCCUUCCAUCUACCUGUCUGUCUAUCUUUCUCCAUUUUUGCCAUUUUCUCUUAGAAAGGAUUUAGAUAUAUAACCAGAAAUAUUUUAGCAAAGAAACAGGCUCACAAUAUGCAAUUUCUACAUCUACAAACUAACAUCUGUUUAUACAUUUUUUCUUGCUUUUUCUCUUUGCACAUCUCACAUGGUAUUUUAGCAUGGUAAAUCUGAUAUUAUAGAUAUUUGGCAUGUCAGCUUCUUUUGGGGAGAGGAGUUGCCAGUACAUAGCAAAAUGCCUAUUGUAUCUGUGAAACACACAAAUUAUAAUUAGAGGAAAUAAAUACAUUGAUAAAAUCUGUACAUAAUGAGAAUUCCAAGUCUUAUUGCAGAAGGAGUCAUAUACUAUGAAAUUAAAAUCACUGUUUAAAUUCAAUAUUAAAUUCUUAAGUAAAAAAGGAAACAUUCUAAAUGAUGGUAAGGUCCACAUUUUCCUUAUCAAAUGAAAUAAACUUUUGUUAUAACAAGUUUAAAUAAUUUUCAAAAGAAUGAAAUAUUAGGAUGAAGGAUUUUUUUCUUUAUUUAUACAUUAAAAUCUUGCUAGGGUCAAUUUUGACUUUUUUAAUCCUUCUGUAGUUGAUAAAGUGCUAGUCAAGAACUGGAGUAGAUCUACUCAACCAUAUGUUUCCUCUAAAGUCCUGUGUUUAUGUUAGCAACUAAUUAUAAAUUUUCUCUAUGAAUUUUAGUAAAAUAUUAUAUGACUCUAUCUGUAAAUGAUUAAAGUAAGUGGAUUUUAACAAGUAAAUGUUUAUAAAAACAAUCUACUCUGGUAGACGUAUCUCUGUUUCAGUAAAAAAUGAUUAAGGCAAGGGAAGUAAUGUGCCUUGCCUAAGAGUACAGCUUAACGUUUAUUAGUUGACUUUGAAUUCUUGACCCUGCAUCAGUAACCAGGUUUGAUAAUCAAUUUAGUCUUUAAAUAUAAAAUAAAUAUUUUGUAUUUAAAACAGCAAUAUAAUGACUUGUGGCCAUUUAAUUAAUUCAUUAUACAUUGAUGUAUUGGAACUUGAAAGAUUAUCUGCUUCGGUGAUCUCCCAGUUUGUAGUUUAUCUACCUUUAUCAUUGAGCUACUGUUGAUAGCAAUAAAAAUUAAAGUGCAUCUGAUCUCAAAAGAUUCAUUAGAAAAAAAUUAGGAACAGAAUAAAUUCCAUAACCACCAUUAAAAUUAAAAACAACUGUAAUUAGGUGGUGCAACUCUGUUAGACAUCAUUUGAGUCACUCAGUGACUGCAACUUAUACAAAUCUAGAAUGAUAUUUCAUCACUGACUAAUAUUAUGAUACUGUGUAAUGUUAUAAAAAAUAAUCUCUGACAUGUUGUAAACUGAUAUGUUAUUAAUUACUGCAAUAGGCUGAAUUAAACCUCUUGGAUUAUUAAUAAUCUUAAAAUGAAACAUAAACCCUAUCAACAUCUAAUCUAAAUAGUGAUCUUCUUCACUUUUGGUAAAAAAUAGUAUUUCAGAUAUUACACUUAUUUCUAAAUAAAAUUAUUUAAAAAUCGAAAUCUUUUCUCAACUUUUCAAUAGAUAUUUAGAAGAUUAAGCAGGACUGAAGUUUACAUGGUUACGUUGCUGUAUUUUAACACCAAUAACUGCCUUCAAAAUAAAAUUCUAUUUCUUCUCUUCCCAAAUCUUAGUUUACUAUUUCAGUAACAAUUGACUAAAACUGAAGAAUAUAUUCUCUAAUUGUAUGAAAAUUAUUCUAAUUGCCAAUUAUUUUCCCUCAACUGGAACCUCAGUUCAAACUAAAUGCAAAGUAAGUCUUGGAGAAAUAUUACAAGUUAACAUAAUAUGUUAUGUGUGUUACCAAUAAUAUUGCAGUACCUUGCCCUAUAUAUAUCAACCAAUGUUUUAUUACCCUGCUAUAAUAUCAAUCUCACUCACUAGUGACCUGCAUGUUCACUGGUGACAGGCACAUUCUCUUUUAGCCUUAUGAAAAUCCUACAAGCAAUUCAUUAGAUUUAUUACUCAAAUCAUUACAUCAGUGUCCUUUUACAGUUGUGAUAUUUUACCUUAGUAGUUGGUCACUUCUAGACCAACUAUUUUUUUUCUUUUUUUAAAAUUUUUGUAAAUGAAAAUUCUCAGGACUCAUUUGAAAUUUCACAGGUGCAGGAAAGUGACCGUGGUUAAGUUAAAGUUAGGUAAAACUAACUGUCAAAGUAGUUAUCAAUUCAUCCCCAAAUAACUUAAUCAAUAAAUCCUGUUUUGUAAGAGAGAGCUCAACAAAUUGGUUGUUGUUCUUCUUAUUUGAAUUCUGUGAUCACUUUUUGGAAGAGCAAUACGAAUAUUGUCAACUGUUGGAAAAUAUUUCCAAAACAACCUAAUGCAAUAACCUGAUUUUAGUUCAGAAGGAAUAUUUUAUGAACCUAUGAAAGAACAAAGAACAAGAAAUGUUAUGACUUUGCCUGUAUGAUAUUGACUAUAAGUUAUUUCUAUCAAAUAGAUGUUAACAAGUAAAUCUUUGUAAAAGCAAACAGUUUUCUUUGGUUGGAGCGUAUCAAUAUUUCUGUAAAGAUAAUUAAGGCAAGAUCAUAUAUCAUUACAUAUGAUAUUUUAAUUAAAAUAAAUGAAAGAAUAAAAAUAUAAUCUAACUGAAAUAUAGUUAAUUUAUUAUUCUUCGUAAUGCAAGAUUUUAACCCAGUUUUCUGCUGUGGUAUCUUUCAACGUUUUGGUUAUAAUUUUUUUUAAAGUGAAAGAAAUCUGUUAUGAAGCUAAGAACAAAAAAAAAAAAAAAAUCUAGAAAUCUUUAAAAAGCUGCUGGCACAAGAAUGGGAAGUCAUUACUUUAGUAUUAGUUAAUUUUAAGAACAUUUAACCUCUAGCAAUAUUUUUUCUUUCUUUUUCUUUUAAAUUAAAUAAUAAUUUCUAAUUGAACUUUCUGAAAAAAAUGGCCUCAUCCUAUAAAAUGCAAUUAUUGCUUGCUUUUGGUGUUAUAUUUGUUGUUGCAGUACAGUUUGUACAUGAAAGUGUGUGUAUGUGUAUGUAUGUGUGUGUGGGCAUGCAUUUUUAAAUAUUUUCUUGAUAGAUGUUAUGAAAAAUGCAUGACAGAUUUGUGAAGCAGAAUUUUAUACCAACUUCUUAUAUGGACAUGUGUAUACAAGUUGUAAGUUAUUGUUUGGGGGAAUGAAAGCAAAAAGUUAAUCUAGAAGCUAGUCUGAUCACAGAAAUCUCUCUUCUAAGUAAGUAUAUCAUUACCUGAUGAAAUUUCUAAUGCACCAAGUUGAACAACACGUUUCUCUACUCACCUCGCUCAAGACUUUGAGAUAUUGACUUCCUAGUCUCUGGCUUGACCUUCACACACUGCCAUUUGUAUGAACCAGUGACUCAACUGAGUUAUCCAUAACAUCUGCUUUGGUAACAGCAAUGAUAUGUUCAAUAUUUAGACAUAUCUGACUUUGCUUGCUCACAACUAAUGUUUGUUUAAAUAGCUUAAACCUUCUCACUAGAAAUCUAAUGUGCCACAUGGGGGAACAAUGAAAUACAAUAUUUCAAAUAUUUUACUUCCUUCUCUUUCGCUCUCCCCUAUUAUUCUAAACAAUUCCUUUAUUUCUGUUUAUCAUCUUUAUAUACAGAUUGCCUUUUUAUAACCAAUUAUUAUUAUUUUUAUUAUUAUUAAUUAAUAAUAAUGUAUGAAACUAAACAAGGGUUAUGAAAUAAGAGUUACAUUAACCUAAUGGAAAACCCUCAUAUUGUGGCAGAUUAAUGUAGCAAACCGUCCUAAUUCAUACCUUUUUUGUUAUAAUCGUUGGUCUAAGAAACUAAUUUUGGUGGUUUCAGUACAAAUGGUUAGCAUUUUGUACAGUGCUUAGAGGAAACUGUUUAAUUAUCUUUGUUCAUCCAGUAAUUAAUAUCGUUAACAGCAGAUAUCUUCAACGGUAGAUGUUUCUUGUAAGGAAAAGAUCAAGAUCGACAACUUAAUGUCUAGGCUGAAUCAUCUGUCCUUAUCUUUACCAUCAAGUACAACAUCUUUUUGCAUAUUUUCAAAAUAAUGUCACAUUCAUGAGAUUGGAUGUCUAUGACAAUUCAUAUCUAUUAAUAUAAAGAUCUGACAGUAAACUACUGUCAGAUUGGGUGAGGGCUUAGUUUUCCUCACAACUAAAGGUUGUGCAAGUUUGUCAACGAAUAUAAGAAUAUAGUUACACUUGUAAAAUGUUUUAACAACAAAAAUACUGCUGUGUGUUGUUUACUUGAUUGAACUAAGAACUGUAUGUACUCUUAAAGAAUGAAUAGUGAUUGAAUGACUACCAAAAAAAACCCUUUGUGAUUAGAACUUAGACACUGAAGUCACCAUUUUUUUCUUUUUAAACUUUUGUUCUGUUAUCUACAGAAGUCCAUGGUUGUAGUAGAGUACAAUAUCAAAACUGAAAGUAAGUUGUUUAUUGCAUUUUUUUGUUUGUUUUUGAUCUUACCAUUGUUUUGUUUUGUCAGGGAAAUGUAUGAAAGCAGAAACAAAGCUAGAAGCUGUUGAAUAUACAAUAGUUGAGAGUAUAUCAAUGAAUUGUCUAUGUCCAUACCAGUGAUUGUUAAGUCAAUGCAAUUCCAGUCAAUAGAAAACGUUAACAAUUUGCUCUUUUGGAAGCACUUUAUACAAAGUACUUUUUCCCCCCUCUUUAUCAUAAUAUUCUUCCACAUGUGUUGAUGGUGAAAUAACAACAAUCAAUCAAUAAUGCUAGUUUUUUUGUUGUUGUUUUUUUUUUUAAAUUUUUCUCAUGUACUUUCACAGUUUUAUUUACAAAUAAAUUUUGAAAAUUAA
Octopus bimaculoides (California two-spot octopus) is the source of this 6459-nucleotide messenger RNA. RefSeq lists its product as uncharacterized. NCBI's taxonomy places the organism in Eukaryota, Metazoa, Mollusca, Cephalopoda, Octopoda, Octopodidae. The record is from RefSeq and is a predicted model, not a curated record.